ACUAUAUAUAUGUAUAUCUCUUUCUCACUUUAGCAUUAGAAUGGAAUGUUCGCUCUUACAUCCGUGUAAAAAAGAAAAAGAAAAAGAAAAAGAAAAAAUAAUGAACACGACGUCGAUCCUAUCAUCCGUAGAUCUCCUUUAGAAAGUCUCCGCCAAGUUGGUUUUUUUUAUCGUAGCAUUUCGUUCUGCUUGCACGAACUCACGCGAGUCAUGAACCGUUCUUUCUAUCUUAAAACUCCGUUUAUACGAAUAUAAAUUUACAAUCUAGUUGGCUAUUUAUCUGAGAAAGAAACAGAUCUUUUCUUCCCUGUUUCUUUUUUUUUUCUUUUUCUGUUGCUGUUUUCCUUCUUUUUAUAAUUCUUACUUAUAUUUGACGAUUAAAGAUGAAUUCCUCGCACACAGCUCAUAUGUCCCAUGGGAGUAUGGAUCAUGGGAGUAUGGAUCAUGGAAGUAUGGAUCAAUCAAAUAUGCAUCAUGCCGAUAUGGAUCAUAGUGGUCACAUGCAAAACUCAGCAGCUGGCUGCGAUAAUAUGGGAAUGCAUGGUAUGUCGAUGGUUUUCCAUGGUGGCUACUGCGAGACCAUACUUUUUGAAACAUGGAAAAUAACAUCGGUCGGUGGUUUAGUUGGUUCCAUGAUUGGUAUAAUGAUUAUGGCUACACUUUAUGAAGGUUUAAAGUAUUACCGGGAAUAUCUUUUCUGGAAAACUUAUAGUUCCUUACAAUAUAGAAGCGUUACUGUACCUCAAGAGAAGAAUGUUGUCGCUGAAGAUAAUAGAGUCGUACAUAUGGUCGGUGAGGUAAUCCAUAAACGGCCGCCCACAAUGCUGUCAUGGAUGCAUUGUUUCCAAACGUUCCUGCAUAUUAUUCAAGUCAUCCUUUCAUACUUUUUAAUGCUGAUCUUCAUGACAUUCAACACCUGGCUCUGUAUCGCCGUAGUUCUUGGUGCUACCAUCGGUUACUUUCUUUUUGGAUGGAAGAAAUCUGUAAUUGUGGAUGUUACAGAACAUUGUCAUUAGUAAUUAAAUAUAGUAGCAUAAACCAUUAAUUCUAUUGCUCCGUUAUGUAUAUACUAUUAGGUUGCAUGUAUGGCGAUUCUUUUUACAAAAAAGAAAAUAUCCAAAGUUCAUAACAAAUAGAAGCGAAAUAGAAGAAGACACGUACGAUAACAAUAUAGUAUGUUUGUGGUUCUAUGCAAGAAAAAAAAAUCUUUUAUCAAUACUGAGAGUAAAUUGUUGAUUCUCAACUAGAAUAUUUACACAGCUAUAACUAUUCCAUAAAUAUAUAUAUAUAUAUAGAAUCACAAAUGAACUACGAUUGUACAAUUAUCUUACUUAAUUAUAUCCUAUUGAAUAGAGCUAUGCACAUAUUCGCUGUUUAUGCUGACGUGCAAAUGGAACUUAUUUGUAAAAUAGAAUUAUAGAAAUAAUAUAUUUGUGAUGAUUAAAAAUAUGA
This is a messenger RNA of Polistes dominula (European paper wasp), 1452 nucleotides long. RefSeq names its product Copper transporter 1A (gene Ctr1A). Gene Ontology annotation, cellular component: membrane. Gene Ontology annotation, molecular function: copper ion transmembrane transporter activity. Gene Ontology annotation, biological process: copper ion transmembrane transport. Lineage: Eukaryota; Metazoa; Arthropoda; Insecta; Hymenoptera; Vespidae. The record is from RefSeq and is a predicted model, not a curated record.